This is a messenger RNA of Eurytemora carolleeae, 4219 nucleotides long. RefSeq names its product cAMP-specific 3',5'-cyclic phosphodiesterase. The transcript is spliced from 16 exons. Gene Ontology annotation, biological process: signal transduction. The record is from RefSeq and is a predicted model, not a curated record. Gene Ontology annotation, molecular function: 3',5'-cyclic-AMP phosphodiesterase activity. Bases 23 to 2281 code for a protein of 752 amino acids. Lineage: Eukaryota; Metazoa; Arthropoda; Copepoda; Calanoida; Temoridae. Gene Ontology annotation, cellular component: perinuclear region of cytoplasm; cytosol; nucleus.
AUUUGUUUUCUCAAAAAAUACGAUGUUACCCUGCACUAGGACUACCAAAUCAGUCGUCAACCAAGCUGAUUUCCCCAGUAUUCCAGAGGCUGAUUGUAUUGGUUCCCUCAACAAUUCAGCUGAUAAGUCUGCAGAAUCAUUUGAAAAAUCUGUCAAACUUGCUGAUAAUAAAUUUACACAAUCAGCUGAAAAUCUUACCCCAUCAGCUGACAAAGCCGCGAAAAAUUGUGAAGACGGUGAUUAUUUGCCAACACCUCCCAGCUUUUCAACUUUUCGUUGGAGACGACGCUCCACUGCAAGUCAUAUAAUCUUUAAAACAAGACUUUUAAUUUGUCGCAGAUUCAGUUUUGAUGUCGAGAAUGGAGCAAGUCCGAGCAAAUUUCCGAUGGAUGGUUCCUCUCCAGGUCUUGUUCUGCAAAACAUGCCGCAGCGGAGAGAAUCCUUCCUCUACAGGUCGGACUCGGAGUUUGAAAUGUCUCCUAAGUCCAUGUCUCGGCACUCCUCCAUUGCUAGUGAAGUUGGGCACGGAGAGGACCUAAUUGUGACCCCGUUUGCGCAGAUCCUAGCGAGUUUGCGCAGUGUGAGAAAUAAUUAUAUAACGCUAACUAAUGUACCUGCGCCUAGAUCUCGUAGAAACACUUCAACAUCUGCACUCAGCCUGAGCCAAGCCGCUCAGCUUCCUCCCGCGCACGCGCAUACAAACCUCAACGCGCACAAUCAACAAACAUAUCAUCCACCUAACAUCAACGAUGAGAACUUUCUCCGGGUAUCCCUGGACACCCUGGAGGAGCUGGACUGGUGCCUGGACCAACUGGAGACUAUUCAGACACAUAGGAGUGUAUCAGACAUGGCGUCUAGCAAGUUUAAACGGAUGCUGAACAAAGAACUCAGUCACUUCUCCGAGUCUAAAUCCGGAAACCAGAUAUCUGAAUAUAUCUGUAGCACCUUCUUAGAUAAACAGCAAGAGGUUGAUAUCAACAAUCUACGACUCUCUGAAGAUGAUAGUCAUCAACGCAGUAAAGGGAAUGGGCGGGGUAAGAUAGCUCCACCCCUGUCCCAGAUAUCUGGAGUUAAAAAACCCUUGGGACACACAAACAGCUUUAGCGGUAGUAAACUUCCUGAGUACGGAGUAGAGAGUAAACAUCCAGAGGACCUUGCACAGAUUAUGUCAAUUGAUUGUAUUCAGGAACGUGAGCUGAUGAAAACCUUCAAGAUCCCGGGGAAGGUUUUCAUCAACUUCCUGCAGACCCUGGAGGACCACUACAUCAGGGAUGUUCCAUAUCACAAUAGCAUACAUGCUGCUGACGUCACACAAUCUACCCAUGUUCUUCUAAACUCACCAGCUCUGGAGUCUGUCUUCACUCCACUGGAAGUAAUGUCUGCAAUAUUCGCGGCGGCAAUUCAUGAUGUUGACCAUCCUGGACUUACAAACCAGUUCCUCAUUAAUACUAGCUCAGAGUUAGCGCUGAUGUAUAAUGAUGAGAGCGUAUUGGAGAACCAUCAUCUAGCUGUAGCAUUCAAACUCCUCCAGAACCCAGACUGUGAUAUAUUCAUAAACCUCAACAAGAAACAGAGGCAAACUCUCAGAAAGAUGGUCAUAGACAUGGUUCUAGCCACUGACAUGUCUAAACACAUGAGCUUGUUAGCUGACCUUAAAACUAUGGUGGAAACUAAAAAAGUUGCUGGAAGUGGAGUUCUUUUAUUAGACAACUAUACAGAUAGAAUACAGGUUUUGCAGAAUAUGGUUCACUGUGCUGAUCUAUCCAACCCCACCAAACCCCUGGAUUUAUACAGACAGUGGUGUGAUAGGAUCAUGGAGGAGUUCUUCCAGCAGGGAGAUAAGGAGAGAGAGGCAGGGUUGGAUAUCUCUCCUAUGUGUGAUAGGUUCAAUGCAACCAUAGAGAAAUCUCAGGUCGGAUUCAUCGACUACAUUGUUCAUCCCUUGUGGGAGACCUGGGCUGAUCUAGUUCAUCCUGAUGCUCAGGAUAUCCUGGACGCUCUGGAGGAUAACAGGGACUGGUAUCAGUCACAGAUGCCCGUCAGUCCAUCCUCGUCCUCUAAUGACCUCAGGGAGGAGGACGAAGGACGAUGUGGGUCCCUUGAGGAUUCCCCAGAGGAGGAUGGAAAGUGUGUGAGGACGAGUGAGGAGGAGGGAGGAGAGGAUGAGAAUAGAACGGGAUUAGUUCAGCUCCAGGUUACGCUUCAAGAAGAGGAGGAGGAGGAGGACCAGGACGAGGAUGACGACGAACGGCACAAUCGGGAUGAAAACACAGGAAUGUAGUUUCUUCGCCAAACCGGGCAAUUGGGACAAAAUUACAUUUUACAUGCACAAAGCGUACAAAGGUGUGAAUAACCCGUACAUAUCGAUUGAAAAUGCAAGUCUAGAAGAAUCUGACGCUAGGAACAUUGUGAUCUAAAAUAUAGUUUAUAGAGUGGAGGAAUAUUAGAAAAUAGUCACGCAGCGGCCAAAAUAAUCAUUUAUGUCCCCCAACGUUCUUUCUCAAGUCGUGUCAAAACCUGCAGUAAGAAGAUACUGCAGGUAAUACCUGAAAUAAGAAGAUAAGCUACUGUAGCAAAGAAGAUUCUACUGUGUGAUAUGAAGAUACUGCGUGAUAUGAAGAUACUGCAGUAAGACAAGAAGAGACUGGCAUCGGAGAAAAAAGAGAUUACAUAAGGAAAGAUGCUGCAGUAAAUUUAAAAAGAGUGUCUCCAGUAUGAGAGAAAGAGACUGCAGUAAGAGAAGAAGAUGCAUCAGUAAGAAGAUAAAGUCCUAACGUAAAAGUAGAGACUACUGAAAGAAAAUGAAAUAAUGCAGUAAAAGAAAAUACAAAAUUGUGCUACCAGUAUUACAUACUGUACCAGUGUACAUACUGCAGUUUGCUGAGUCAAUCUUAUACUGUACAUAGUGUACAAUGUACAUACAAACAUAUAAAUAACCAAAGGAUUAAAACAUGGAAGGGGACUCUACGGUUCCGUUCAGUUCCGAUAUUCAUUGAAAAUCCAGUGUUUAUAUAUCCAGUUUCUGAUAUCCUGAUAUCCUGAUAUCCUGAUGUCCUGAUAUCCUGAUGUCCUGAUAUCCUGAUGUCCUGAUAUUCCAGAUUCUUCGUCCUUUCUCCUGUUAUCCUUAAUUUUUCGUUCUUUAGAUUCUUCUGUCUUUCUCCUAAAUAUUCUCGAUUCUUAGUCCUUGUCUUAUGAUUUUGUCCUUGUCUUAUGAUUUUGUCCUUGUCUUUUCUCCGAAUAUCCCUUGUCCUUGUCCUAUCUCCGUAUAUCCCUCGUCCUUUUACUAUCUCCUUAUAUCCCCUGUCCUAGUCCUAUCUUCGUAUAUCCUUCGUCCUUGUCCUAUCGUCUUAUAUCCCUCGUCCUUGUCCUAUCUUUUUAUAUUCCUCGUCCUUGUCCUCCUCAUAUCCUCUGUCCUUUUCCUUUCUCCUCAUAUACCUCUUCCUAUCCACAAAGAAAAGAAUGGAAUUGCUUAUUUUAAUUAUAGAAAUAUCAAAUCUUAUUAAAAUGUUCAAAAAAUAUCUAUUUAUUGUUGUAAUUAAUUCUUAACUAAGAACUUAUACAGAAAUUAGCUGAAUAUUUUUCUAAUCAAUGCAAACCUGUACAAACAAUUACACGCUUGUACAACGUGUAUGGUACAUGCUCCAGUGCUGUACAACUGCUAAUUGAUACAGGGAGGGUGUGAAUGUAUGUUAAAUACUACAGGGUGACAUUUUAUUACUAAUUUUACACGUGAUAUGUAAACCUGAUUGUUAAAACUCUAGAAUUAGGAGAUUUAAAUUAAGUAAAUUUGUUUUUUGUUUUCUUUUACACUGUAAACACUGCACUAUACUGAGCAAUUGUCUAAAUGUUCUGAACUGUGCUAAAGCGUACUGUAAUGAGCCAUAAUGUAAUGUACUGUGUUUGUACUGCACUGUACUUUUAUCUUUCGUGACAACUGCACAAUUGAUAUUUUUAAUAUAAGCAUAUUUUUUUGUAAAUAGAUGUAGAAAUAGUAAUUGUCAAACUAGCUGCAAAAUCUAAAUCUAGUAGAUUCAUUUCAAACUAGUAGAUUUCUACUUGGUAUUUUUCUAGCAAUUAGAUUUCAAGCUAGUAGAUUUCAUGCUAUAGUAGAUAUCAUGCUAGUAGAUUUCAUGCUACAAGGGCGUACACAAGUAUAAAUCUAGGGAGGGCAAACAAUUUUUUAGCGCCCCCCUCUCUAGGAACUCCUAGGGGGGGGGGG